Jaculus jaculus (lesser Egyptian jerboa) is the source of this 2787-nucleotide messenger RNA. RefSeq names its product potassium channel tetramerization domain containing 19 (gene Kctd19). Lineage: Eukaryota; Metazoa; Chordata; Mammalia; Rodentia; Dipodidae. The transcript is spliced from 16 exons. Bases 1 to 2787 code for a protein of 928 amino acids. Gene Ontology annotation, biological process: protein homooligomerization. The record is from RefSeq and is a predicted model, not a curated record.
AUGGGGGAGGAGACUGUCAUGCCUCAUGAAUCAGCAGAGGAUUUGUUUCAUUUUAAUGUUGGCGGCUGGCAUUUCUCAGUUCCCAGAAGUAAGCUCGCUCAAUUCCCGGAAUCACUGCUUUGGAAAGAGGCUUCAGCCUUGACCUCUUCAGAAAACCAGAGACUGUUCAUUGACAGAGAUGGUUCCACAUUUAGGCAUGUGCACUAUUACCUCUACACCUCCAAACUCUCCUUCUCCAGCUGUGCAGAACUGAACUUGCUUUAUGAGCAAGCACUGGGCUUGCAGCUGAUGCCUUUGCUACAGACUCUAGAUAAUCUGAAGGAGGGAAAGCACCACCUCCGCGUGCGGCCUGCAGACAUUCCUGUUGCUGAGAGAGCAUCUCUGAACUACUGGCGAACAUGGAAGUGUAUCAGCAAGCCCUCAGAAUUUCCAAUCAAAAGCCCAGCCUUCACAGGUCUACAUGAUAAAGCACCUUUGGGACUCAUGGACACACCACUGUUAGACACAGAAGAGGAAGUUCACUACUGCUUUCUUCCACUAGACCUGGUAGCCAAGUAUCCAAGCCUAGUGACUGAAGAUAACUUGCUGUGGCUGGCUGAGACUGUGGCCCUGAUUGAGUGUGAAUGCAGCGAGUUCCGCUUCAUUGUGAAUUUUCUCCGCUCCCACAAGAUUUUACUACCAGAUAAUUUUUCUAACACAGAUGUGUUAGAAGCAGAAGUUGAAAUUCUAGAAAUCCCUGAACUUACAGAAGCCAUACGAUUGUACCGGAUGAAUAUAGGUGGCUGUUCCCGGACUGCCUGUCCUCCAACAAGCCCUGGAAAAGGGGGACGUGCAGCAGGCCUGGAGUCUGUGAAGCCAUUGUACAUGAUGGCACUGGGUCUGUUGGUCAAGUACCCAGACUCUGCAUUGGGACAGCUCCGCAUCCAGAGCACGCUGGAUGGAAGCAGAUUGUACAUCACAGGGAAUGGAGUUCUCUUUCAGCAUGUCAAGAACUGGCUGGGUACUUGCCGGCUACCCCUGACAGAGACCAUUUCUGAGGUGUAUGAGCUCUGUGCCUUCCUGGACAAGAGGGACAUCACCUAUGAGCCAAUGAAAGUGGCUCUGAAGACUCAUCUGGAGCCAAGGACUUUGCCAUCUAUAGAUAUACUCGAUGAGGAGUGGACACCAGAGAUCACUGUAUAUUCACCCCAACAAAUCAUCAAGGUCUAUGUUGGAAGCCACUGGUAUGCAACCACCCUACAGACCCUGAUGAAGUACCCAGAACUACUGUCCAACCCGCAGAGAGUAUACUGGAUCACCUACGGACAGACCUUACUUAUCCAUGGUGAUGGCCAAAUGUUCCGACACAUUCUCAACUUCCUGAGACUUGGAAAACUGUUUUUACCGUCUGAAUUUAAAGAAUGGCCUCUCUUUUGCCAAGAGGUUGAAGAAUAUCACAUUCCAGCACUCUCAGAAGCCCUUGCACAAUGUGAGGCAUAUAAGUUAUGGACUCAGGAGAAAGAAUCUGAAAAUGAGGAAGCUUUCCCCAUUAGGCAACUGCACGUGGUGACAGAAGGGACAGGGUCAAUGGUGGAGCUCAGUAGAGAUACCAAGGAAACCACAGCCUGCAUGCCUGUAGACUUCCAAGACUGCAGUGACAGGAUUCCAUGGAACAAGGCCAAGGGGAACCUGGCCAGGUCCAGCCAGAUAGAAGAGGCUGAACAGUACACCCGGACCAUACAAGUCUCCCUAUGCCGAAAUGCCAAGAGGGCAGGCAAUCUCAGCACAUACUCACACUGCUCUGGCUUGUGUGGCAACCCCAGACACUGGGGGGGCCACUCUGAGAGUCCACCUAAGAAGAAGUGUACCACAAUCAACCUCACACAGAAAUCUGAAACCAAAGACCCUCCUGUCACUCCCAUGCAAAAACUUAUCUCCUUAGUGAGGGAAUGGGACAUGGUCAACUGCAAACAGUGGGAAUUCCAGCCACUGACAGCCCCUCGGAGCAGCUCCUUGGAAGAGGCUCCCCUGCAUCUCCCCACAGGAAGUGAGGCUGCUUCCCAGCCCAGCACCUCAGCUACUUGGAAAACUCAUGCCAUAGUCUCAGAGAAGGAUCCAGGGCCCCAGCCAGGGACUGAAGCUGCAGUGAAAGACAAGGGCCCAGAGCCAACCUUUAAGCCAUAUUUCCCCACAAAAAGAGCUGUUACCCUGAAGGACUGGUCCAAGCAGAGACCAAAGGAAAGAGAAAACCCUGCCCCUGAGCAGCCUCUGCCUAAUGCCUAUGGGAUGGACAAUCCAGGGGCCAUCCUGAAAGUGACUCAUCCCCCUGUGGUGGGUAGUGAUGGCUCCUGCAUGUUCUUUGAAGAUAGCAUCAUCUACACUACCCACACGGAUAAUCUCAGGAAUACACCACUCAUAGCCAGUCCCCAACCCCGAGAGGUGACAUUCCUGAGUUUCUCUUUAUCUUGGGAAGAAAUGUUUUAUGCACAGAAAUGUCACCGCUUCCUGACUGACAUCAUCCUAGAUUCCAUCAGACAAAAAGACCCUAAAGCUAUCACAGCCAAGGUGGUCUCCUUGGCCAACAGGUUGUGGAUCCUGCACAUCAGCCCCAAGCAGUUUGUGGUGGAUUUACUGGCCAUCACUGGUUUCAAGGAUGACCGGCAUACCCAGGAGCGACUCUAUAGCUGGGUAGAGCUCACAUUGCCUUUCGCCAGAAAAUACAGCCGCUGUGUGGAUCUGCUCAUCCAGAGGGGCCUAUCUAGGUCUGUCUCUUACUCUGUCCUGGGCAAGUAUUUGCAAGAGGGCUAG